UGGUGUUCAUUUUCCUGUUAUUUCUGUUUUGUGGCAUGCCUUUCACUACAUGAGAAGUGGUGUUCUGACUGUCUAAUUUCUUUCUUUGCAAAUUUGUUAUGGUGAUGUUAUUGUUGUGGGGGAUGACGCAACAGAUCCUCUAGUAUUGUGCAUGAAUGGCUUGAAACCUAAGUGGAUAUGAUGUGUUUGAUACAUUGACAUCCAUAAAUGUAAGAGCAAGAGAAUCUCUUAGACAUCCAUAAUACUGCAUCGUUGUCGGCUACCAUGGGGAUAUGGAGACCAAAGCACACUUGAUGCUGCAUUGAUUUAAAAUUUUUUUAUGUAACCACCUCAGAGUUUACAAUAUUUCAUAUCCUGGUAUGCAUGCUUGUGUUUUAUCUAAUUUAAUUCUUCUGCUAGGCUUAUACCAUGGAAUUGGAGGCUGAACUUGCAAAACAUAAAGAGGAGAACAAUGAAUUACAGAAGAAACAGUUAUACAGAUUCUGGAAGGAGCAAUGAAUUAGAUCAUUCGUCACAUCUUUUGACUGUUGCCACCCGAGAUGUGUUUGGCGAGCUUGAUCGCAAUGUCAAGCCUAUUGCCCCAAUGCACUUUUGGAUGAUCUUACGUAAGAAGUAUCCCCAAUUUUCCCAGCAGCACAAUGGUUUCUUCAUGCAACAGGAUGCAGAAGAAUGUUGGACCCAACUUAUGUAUACACUUUCUCAAUCUCUAAAAUCGCCAGACUCAAGGUAUUUUACUCAGCACCAGAUAGUGUAGAAGUGAUGGCUACAUGCAUCCACAUUCUAUUCACAUUUCUUUUUCUUUUUUUUUAAAGCACCUAUAUGCAUUUAGUUGUGGGAAUUAAAUUGAUCAGGAAUCUAUCAUCUAAAAGCCAGCCCCAAACUGCUGGGAGAAAGGCUUCCACCCAUCUUUCUUUUGUUUAGGAGCCUUAAUAUGUAUUCGUGGAUACCUUGGAAUAAUCACAUGACAUUGUUUAGGAAUAGAGCUUGUUCCUGAUAAAGCCAUUGACUUGAUUUGUCCAUGUCUGGAACAUUUCUGCUUGCUGAUCUUUGGCAGUAUUUAU
This is a messenger RNA of Magnolia sinica, 1061 nucleotides long. Its product is annotated as ubiquitin carboxyl-terminal hydrolase 6-like. Gene Ontology annotation, biological process: regulation of proteasomal protein catabolic process; proteasome-mediated ubiquitin-dependent protein catabolic process; protein deubiquitination. Gene Ontology annotation, molecular function: proteasome binding; cysteine-type deubiquitinase activity. NCBI's taxonomy places the organism in Eukaryota, Viridiplantae, Streptophyta, Magnoliopsida, Magnoliales, Magnoliaceae. The transcript is spliced from 4 exons. The record is from RefSeq and is a predicted model, not a curated record. The coding region runs from base 452 to 754 and encodes 100 amino acids.